AUGUGGUUGAACCCAGUCACCAUGGCCCAGACACCAGCUGUCCUUCUUGUCUUGCUUCUGCACAUCAAGGACCUGCCUGCCCAGGCUGCAGACACCUGUCCAGAGGUGAAGGUGGUGGGUCUGGAGGGCACCGACAAGCUCACCAUUCUCCGAGGCUGCCCGGGGUUGCCGGGGAACCCAGGACCCAGGGGAGACGCAGGCGCCAAUGGAGAGAGAGGAGAACGAGGGCUUCCUGGAGCCCCUGGGAAGGCAGGACCACCUGGGCCCAAAGGAGCCCGAGGAGAGACGGGAGCACGUGGAGAGAAAGGGGACACGGGGCAGGCUCAGUCUUGUGCUACAGGCCCGCGGACCUGUAAGGACUUUCUCAACUUGGGGAACUCCUUGAGUGGCUGGUAUACCAUCUACCUGCCUGACUGCCGGCCCCUGACCGUGCUCUGUGACAUGGACACAGACGGAGGCGGGUGGACUGUGUUCCAGAGAAGGGCAGACGGCUCCGUGGACUUCUACCGAGACUGGGCCAUGUACAAGCGGGGCUUCGGCAGUCAGCUGGGCGAGUUCUGGCUGGGGAACGACAAUAUCCAUGCCCUGACCUUCCAGGGGACCAGUGAGCUCCGUGUGGACCUGGUGGACUUUGAGGGCAACCACCAAUUUGCCAAGUACGCGUCCUUCAAGGUGGAGGGUGAGACGGAGAAGUACAAGCUGGUCCUGGGAGCCUUCGUGGAAGGCACUGCAGGUGAUUCUCUGACCAUCCACAACACCCAGCUCUUCUCCACCAAGGACCGGGACCACGACCGGCAGCAUUCUUCGAAUUGCGCUGAGCAGUUCCAGGGAGCCUGGUGGUACUCCGACUGUCACUCGUCCAACCUCAAUGGCCGCUACCUCGGGGGGGCCCACGAGAGCUACGCCAACGGCAUCAACUGGAAGUCGGGGAAGGGGUACAAGUACAGCUACAAGGUGUCGGAGAUGAAGGUGCGGCCCGCCUAG
Molecule: messenger RNA, 984 nt
Organism: Carlito syrichta (Philippine tarsier)
Lineage: Eukaryota; Metazoa; Chordata; Mammalia; Primates; Tarsiidae
Product: ficolin-1
Exons: 9
Coding region: 1-984 (327 amino acids)
Source: RefSeq, a predicted model, not a curated record